AUGGAGGCCGGCGGGAAACUCACUUGCAGACAAAGGCAAGUCCUUUUUUUCUUUCUCCUCUUGGGCUUAUCUCUGGCGGGCAAGGCGGAACCUAGGCGCUAUUCUGUGGUGGAGGAAACUGAGGGCAGCUCCUUUGUAACCAGUUUAGCAAAGGACCUGGGUCUGGAGCAGAGGGAACUCUCCAGGCGGGGGUUUAGGGUCAUUUCCAAAGGGAACAAACUACAUUUGCAGCUCGAUCAGGAGACCGGGGAUUUGUUGCUAAAUCAGAAACUGGACCGCGAGGAACUGUGCGGUCAAACAGAGCCAUGUGUGCUACGUUUCCAGGUGUUGCUAGAGAGUCCCUUAGAGUUUUUUCAAGCUGAGCUACAAGUAAUAGACAUAAAUGACCACUCUCCGGUGUUCCUGGACAAAGAAAUGUUGCUAAAAGUAUCAGAGAGCAGCCCUCUGGGGACUACCUUUCCUCUAAAGAACGCUCAGGACUUGGAUGUAGGCCGAAAUAAUAUUGAGAACUAUGUGAUCAGUCCGAACUCCUAUUUUCGAGUGCUCACCCGCAAACGCAGCGAUGGCAGGAAAUAUCCCGAGUUGGUGCUGGACAAAGCGCUGGACCGCGAGGAGGAACCUGAGUUCAGGUUAACUCUCACAGCACAGGACGGCGGCUCCCCGCCCCGGUCUGGCGCCACGCAGGUCUACAUCGAAGUCCUGGACGUCAACGAUAAUGCCCCUGAAUUUGAGCAGCCUUUGUAUAGGGUGCGGAUCCCUGAGGAUAGCCCGAUAGGUUUCCUGAUAGUCACAGUCUCUGCUACGGAUGUAGACAUAGGAGUCAAUGGAGAGAUUUCCUAUUCACUUUUCCAGGCUUCAGAUGAGAUUAGCAAAACCUUUGAGAUCAAUCCCUCGACAGGAGAAAUUAGGCUGAAAAAACAACUUGAUUUCGAAACAAUUCAGUCUUAUGAAGUCAAUAUCGAGGCGAGAGAUGCUGGGAGCUUUUCUGGAAAAUGCAUCGUUCUGACUGAAGUCAUGGAUGUGAACGACCACGCCCCAGAAGUUACCAUGUCUUCAUUUACCAGUCCAAUCCCUGAGAACUCUCCUGAGACAGUGGUUGCAGUUUUCAGUGUUUCAGACCUUGAUUCGGAAGAAAACGGGAAAAUAAGUUGCUCCAUUCAGGACAAUCUACCCUUCUUCCUGAAAUCUUCCGUGGAAAACUUUUACACCCUUCUAACAGAUGGACCGCUCGACAGAGAGAUCAGAGCCGAGUACAACAUCACCGUCACCGUCACUGAUUUGGGGACACCCAGGCUUAAAACCCAGCUCAACGUAACCGUGCAGGUCUCCGACGUCAACGACAACGCCCCUGCCUUCACACAAACCUCCUACACCCUGUUCGUCCGCGAGAACAACAGCCCCGCCCUGCACAUCGGCAGCGUCAGCGCCACAGACAGAGACUCGGGCACCAACGCCCAGGUCACCUACUCGCUGCUGCCGACCCACGACCCGCACCUGGCCCUCGCCUCCCUGGUGUCCAUCAACGCGGACAGCGGACACCUGUUCGCCCUGCGGUCGCUGGACUACGAGGCCCUGCGGGCGUUCGAGUUCCGCGUGGGCGCGGCAGACAGAGGCUCCCCCGCGCUGAGCAGCGACGCGCUGGUGCGCGUGGUGCUGGUGGACGACAACGACAACGCGCCCUUCGUGCUGUACCCGCUGCAGAACGGCUCUGCGCCCUGCACCGAGCUGCUGCCCAGGCAGGCCGAGGCGGGCUCCCUGGUGACCAAGGUGGUGGCGGUGGACGGCGACUCGGGCCAGAACGCCUGGCUGUCGUACCAGCUGCUCAAGGCCACGGAGCCCGGGCUGUUCGGCGUGUGGGCGCACAACGGCGAGGUGCGCACGGCCCGGCUGCUGAGCGAGCGCGACGCGGCCAGGCACAGACUGCUGGUGCUGGUCAAGGACAAUGGCGAGCCGCCGCUGUCGGCCACCGUCACGCUGCACGUGCUGCUGGUGGACGGCUUCUCCCAGCCCUACCUGCCGCUGCCGGAAGCGGCGCCGGAGCGGGCGCAGGCCGACUCGCUCACCGUCUACUUGGUCAUCGCGCUGGCCUCGGUCACCUCGCUCUUCCUGUUCUCGGUGCUCCUGUUGGUGGCGGUGCGGCUGUGCAGGAGGCGCAGGGCGGCCUCGGAGGGCCGCUGCUCGGUGCCUGGGGGCCGCUUUCCGGGCCACCUGGUGGACGUCAGCGGUACGGGGACCCUGUCCCAGAGCUACCAGUAUGAGGUGUGUCUGAUGGGAGAGUCAGGGACCAGCGAGUUCAAGUUUCUGAAACCAAUUGUACCUAAUUUCCAGGGCCAUUCCCCUGAGCCAGAAGUGGAAGAAAACCCCAAAUUUAGGAAUGACUUUGGUUUCAGACUUCAGUUAAAAUAA
This is a messenger RNA of Cynocephalus volans (Philippine flying lemur), 2406 nucleotides long. RefSeq names its product protocadherin beta-8. The coding region runs from base 1 to 2406 and encodes 801 amino acids. Gene Ontology annotation, molecular function: calcium ion binding. The record is from RefSeq and is a predicted model, not a curated record. Gene Ontology annotation, biological process: homophilic cell-cell adhesion. The transcript has a single exon. NCBI's taxonomy places the organism in Eukaryota, Metazoa, Chordata, Mammalia, Dermoptera, Cynocephalidae. Gene Ontology annotation, cellular component: plasma membrane.